This is a messenger RNA of Fragaria vesca subsp. vesca, 810 nucleotides long. Its product is annotated as putative F-box/FBD/LRR-repeat protein At5g62970-like. The record is from RefSeq and is a predicted model, not a curated record. NCBI's taxonomy places the organism in Eukaryota, Viridiplantae, Streptophyta, Magnoliopsida, Rosales, Rosaceae. The transcript has a single exon. The coding region runs from base 1 to 810 and encodes 269 amino acids.
AUGUUUCGGCGGAAUGUUGUUGAAUUUGAGUUUGUUUUAGAGCACUUUCCAAUACCCCAGGACCUUUUUAUGUGCAAGACACUGAGGAGUUUGAAGCUAUACUGGUAUGAGAACGACCUCAGUGUUGAGCCUCCUGAAUUAGGUUGUUUUCCAAAUCUGAAAGUUUUCCAUGCUAUAGUUGGUGCUUCUCAGGUGCCUUCAUUUGUAAAGUUAUUAUCUAGAUGCCCUGUGCUUGAAUUUUUGACUAUUGAAGGAAUUACGCAAUGCGGGGAUGAUCAGGUUAAUGAUAUUGAGGUUACUGGGGCUCAAAUGAAGACUCUGAAAAUUAGGUUUGAAAGUGAUCAACUUAAUGGUGAUACUAGUGGCGGUUUUAAAAUCAAUAUCAAUGCCCCAAAGCUUGAAAAUCUUUAUAUCAGAACUGAUGGCUCGGUAUCUUUCUCUUUUACGGGGAGUGUGAAGUCUUUGGUAAAUGUUAGUAUUGCUUUCGGAGAAUUUGAAGCAGAAAAACCACCGAUCUUUUGUGGCCUUCUGGAUGUUGUUUCUAGUGUUAAAUACCUAACUCUUUCGGCUAGUCGGUUUAAGGAUUGGCAUCUCCCAGCUUUUGGUAAUCUGAACCAAUUGGAGCUUGUACUUUGGGAUUGCAAUUACAUGGAAUUGCUAGCUCUGUUUCUGCACAGUGCACCUAAUCUCGAAGAUAUUAUCUUAGUGUGUAGCACCAAAUUUGAAGUAGAAGAUUCAGUGUUCCAAUGGAAUCCGCCAGAGGAAGUGCCUGUUUGUUUGUCAUCACACUUGAAGACUAUCUCUCCAUAA